AUGACCAGACAGCAACUAAAGAAUGCUGGUAAACUUAUGAAGAAGACUUGUAUGCCAAAGAACAAUGUUACUGAAGAACAAAUCGGUGAAAUAGAACAAGGAAAAUUCAUAGAGGACCGAAAUGUGAUGUGUUACAUCGCGUGCAUUUACACAACGACGCAACUUGUUAAAAACAACAAACUUAGUCACGACGCGGUGAUUAAGCAAGUUGACAUGAUGUUUCCGCCGGAAAUGAGGGCCUUGGUUAAGGCUGCCGCGGUUAAUUGUAAAGAUGUCGGUAAGAAUUAUAAAGACAUAUGUGAAGUUUCCUACUGGACUGCGAAAUGUAUGUACGAAUUCGAUCCUAAAAAUUUUGUUUUCCCCUGA
Molecule: messenger RNA, 366 nt
Organism: Parnassius mnemosyne (clouded apollo)
Lineage: Eukaryota; Metazoa; Arthropoda; Insecta; Lepidoptera; Papilionidae
Source: the annotation of a GenBank genome assembly